Pezoporus occidentalis (night parrot) is the source of this 824-nucleotide messenger RNA. It is a transcript of the gene POLR2L, whose product is annotated as RNA polymerase II, I and III subunit L. The record is from RefSeq and is a predicted model, not a curated record. Gene Ontology annotation, molecular function: DNA binding; zinc ion binding. The transcript is spliced from 2 exons. NCBI's taxonomy places the organism in Eukaryota, Metazoa, Chordata, Aves, Psittaciformes, Psittacidae. Gene Ontology annotation, biological process: transcription by RNA polymerase I; tRNA transcription by RNA polymerase III; transcription by RNA polymerase II. Gene Ontology annotation, cellular component: RNA polymerase III complex; RNA polymerase I complex; RNA polymerase II, core complex. Bases 237 to 440 code for a protein of 67 amino acids.
AGGAGCGAUGCGGGCCUGGCCGCGGUGGUGAAGCGCAGCCUGAUGGCGUUGCACCGUUGUAAUUCGGCACGUCCGUACUGCAGGCUGUCCUCUCUCUGUCACGUAGGGCCUUGAGCUGGUGAUGGAGGCGUCGACAAGUCCCGUGUUUCUUUUCUUAUGUUUGAAUAUUAACUAGUAGUCAUUUUGCAGAGGUGUGAAACCGUUUUUUUUUUUAAUGUUACAGCUACACUGCAAGAAUGAUCAUCCCAGUCAGAUGUUUCACAUGCGGAAAAAUAGUUGGAAACAAGUGGGAAGCCUAUCUUGGCCUUCUGCAAGCAGAGUAUACAGAAGGAGAUGCCCUGGAUGCCCUUGGUUUGAAGAGAUACUGCUGCCGCAGAAUGCUCCUGGCCCAUGUGGAUCUGAUUGAGAAGCUUUUGAAUUAUGCACCCCUGGAGAAAUGAGAUAGAUGAACAAAGCACCACACUGCAAACUACAUGAAAUUGAUUGCUAAUGCUGAACUUGAAAGUGGACUUCAGGUAGUAAAAGAUGAAAGCCACCUGUAAUGUAGCCAUUGAGAGAUGCUCACCUUCUGGAGAAAAUACUGCCCCAACACACUAACCUCUUUCAAGGAAACAAAGGAAAGAUGAAGUCCAUUUGACCAAGAUUUGGAGAUGAAGUUAAAUGUUUGGAUGCUUCUUUUUUUUAAAUCUGUGUUUGGAGUUGUUUUGUGAACUUUUAGAUGCAGCUGCCAGCAAAAAUAAUUGUUUAUUCAUAUAGAGAGAUUACUAUAUUUCAUUAAAAUGUUAAAGGAGGUCCUCCCCUGUAGACUUCCUACAGUUUCUGGA